Molecule: messenger RNA, 1700 nt
Organism: Rhipicephalus sanguineus (brown dog tick)
Lineage: Eukaryota; Metazoa; Arthropoda; Arachnida; Ixodida; Ixodidae
Product: phosphatase and actin regulator 4
Exons: 3
Coding region: 29-1348 (439 amino acids)
Source: RefSeq, a predicted model, not a curated record
CGCCACGACGAGCCGGAGAGACGUCAGGAUGCGCGGCCGAGCCGCGUCAUCGCGCUGCAGCGACUCGGAAGAGGACGAGGAUGCAUGGUCGCGUGAGGACGGCGGGUACGCGACGCCUCCGCGACCGUCCUCGUGUGACGUGUCGCGUGACGACGACGACUACUUCUACGGCGACGAGGCGGGCCCCCAUCCUGCUCCGGCGCUUCCGCGCGAUCGACCGCCGGGAGCCGACGUGACGGGCGAGCGACGUCAGCGGCGCAUGCGUUGCUGCGAGCCGGUCGCGUCGGCCGCCGAUCGCCGUGGUGGCUCGUCGGGUCACGAGGCCGGGGCCGCCGCUGCCGCCGCCGCGGCCGGUCGCAGGGCCAUGCCGAGCGGCCUGAUGAAGCCGCUCGUGGUGCUCGCCUUCCCGGGCAUGUACCUGGUCUACAAGAUCAGCGAGUUCAAGCGCCAGCAGCAGGAGCACAACCGGCGCAAGGUCACCGAGCGGGAACUGGCGCACCUCAAUCACAAAAUCGACAAGCUGCUCACGAAGCUGGAAGAGCAUGAGCCGGAGUUGGCUACAAGUCAGGAGGAAGAGUGCGUGGUCUGCGUGACAGCCAAGGCUAGCAUGCAGACAUUCCCGUGUGGCCACCGCGUCGUUUGCCGCAAGUGCUUCGUCAAGACCAUCCAGGUGGCCGUGUCGCAGCGCGUGCUGCCCCUGCGCUGCGUUAUUUGCCGCACCAAGAUCGUGCGCCUCAAGCAUUCGUCGCAUGGUCACGCUACACCCGUCACACCCGGCGCACGCGCCCUGCUGGCACCCUGCGAAGCGCUGGGACAGACCCGGCCGGCCAAUCCCUGGCCGCAGGACCUGCGCGGACCCGUCGAGCCGCUGCCCGCCAGCCACUAUCGGCACAGUGCCGAAGCGUGUCGCUUCCACAGGCACCGGAGCUCCGUGGCCAGUUCUUCCACGCUCGCGUCACCGGAGGCGGCCUCGUCGAGCAGCGGCAGCAUCUCCAUCAGCCGUCGCGUCUCCUCGCCGCAACCGACCAGUUCGGGAGCCUCGAGCCCGACGUCGAGCUGCCCCGCGAGCCCCGAGGACGCCCCCGAGGUGCCUAGAGGGCGCCGCAGCGGCCUCACGCGAGCGGUCGUGCAUCCGCCACCCCCCUUUCGCUCGCCACCGACACAGCCGCCGAAGGCCGCCUGUCCACCACCACCACUGCCGGCGCGAAGCCCCAGGACCCCAGUCCCGGAGUCUCCCUUCGGAACGCCGGAGAAAGAAGUGGCCAAGUCAACGACGCCACCUCCGAGGACAACCGCUGCUACGAAGACGAAAAGUCCGGGCGGAUCACCGAAAGAACGCGCUGGCUGACGCGCCGGCCAAGACGUCACCGGACCGACCCGCACCACCCAGGCUGCAGCCUCCACCGCCGGUCAAGUCACCGUCUUCGCCAACUGCGCCGUCGACGACGGCGAAAAACGCCGGCUGCGGUGCUUUGCCCGGCGGCGUUGUCCAGCGUGGUUCUGGCUCCUCCGCCCGCCGAGGUGCGCAGCCGCCGUGGUGGCCAGCACCGAGUGAGUCCGGCGGGAAGCGUCUCUGCACCGACGGUACUGCCGCUCACGGUACGGCCGCCGCCACCCAAGCCGCGGCCACCGUCCCGCUUCGAGAGAUUCCGCGACCUGCACGUGCGGCGGCCCACGUUGCUGCUACCCAUCCCGGAGAA